GCUCUGCGUCCAUUUUUUUCUCUCAUCUCCUUUCUGUGCAUUUAAGAAACCUUAAAGAACACACAAACCUGGAAGAGAGAAGAAAGAAAAGCACGAAGGGAUUCAAAGCACACUGGAUGGGUUUUUUUUGUUCUUAAGCGAUGGGUUAGGACGGAUUUUAACAUGAUGGCACAAUAAACGGGCUCCUUUUGCACAUCUGUACGUCCGGAGAGGCGUGUGUGUGUGUGUGUGUGUGUGUGUGUGUGUGUGUGUGUGUGUGUGUGUGUGUGUGUGUGUGUGUGUGUGUGUGUGUGUGAACAUGGCCGCUCCGCUCGCUCACCGGGGCCUGGCCGACAUGCCGGACCUGAGCCACCUCACCGACGAAGAGAGGAGGAUCAUCCUCGACGUCAUGGACCGCCAGAAGAGAGAAGAGGAGAAAGAACAGUCCAUGCUGAAGGUCAAAGAAGAUCCAAAGCCUCAGUCUGCACAGUGGUUCAAAAGUCCCUUUAGUGGGAUCACAGACCUGGUUAAUAACGUUCUCCAGCCCCAGACUAAGUCACAAAAUGAGCCUCAGAAAGAAGCUGCGACGGAGGAGCCAGAAACGAAGUUACACCAGCAGUUCGAGUCUUAUAAGGACCAGGUUAAGAAGAUGGCGGAUGAGGCACAGACCACUCCCCAGCUCAAAGGCGAGGCUCCCAUCUGUGGAAUUUGCCACAAGACCAAGUUUGCUGAUGGCUGUGGUCACCUCUGUUCAUAUUGCCAAACCAAGUUCUGUGCCCGCUGUGGAGGACGAGUGUCUCUCCGCUCCAACAAGGAAGACAAAGUGGUAAUGUGGGUAUGCAACUUGUGCCGAAAACAACAGGAAAUCCUCACAAAAUCCGGAGCCUGGUUCUACAGCGUACCAGGCUCCACGUUGCCUCCGGGGGUUACCGGGGUCAUGCGCAGGCACCAUGAGGAAGCCCCUCAGGAGAAGAAAGCCAAACUGCACGAAGCUCCGUUAUUAUAUCAGGGCACCACAGUGGAGCGCAGCAGGGCCCCCGGUCUCCUUCGUCAACACUCCCUUGACCCUGAAAGGAAAAGAAGUCCUUCUGCAUCUAGGGAGCCAAAUCCAAACUUCCAAAGGGAGGAGCGUACAUCACACUAUGCCCCAGGACAAGGUGGCAUGCCACGAUCGCCCUCUGACUACGGUCGCCCCUAUGAAGACGCGCAGUCAGCUCGGGCAUCAUACCGUGCCCGCCGUGGUGCCUGGCACUCCCAGGAGGAGGAGCAUCAUCCUCCCGAACCAGGCUUGGUAUCUGAACGUGAUCUCCAUCGCCAGGACGAAUGCCACACACGCUACAGGAGUGACCCAAACCUGGCACGGUACCCAGUGAAGCCGCAGCCAUACGAGGAGCAGAUGCGCAUGCACGCCGAGAUGUCACGUUUCCGCCACGAGCGGCGCCAUAGCGAUGUCUCUCUGGCCUGCACAGAGGCCGAAGAGCGGCCCGGCGCCUGGCAUUACGGCCAUGUCCACACCCAUGGCCCCUCCUACGGUCACCGGCCCUCCAAUCCCGGUCAACGGGACAAGACGGACAACCUGCUGCGCAACGACUCGCUUAGUUCGGACCAGUCAGAAUCCGUUCGUCCACCACCACCCAGACCUCAUAAAAGCAAGCGGGGAGGUAAAGCAAGGCGGGCUUCACUGAGCAGCUCGGACGAAGAGCUUCCCACUACACCCGAGUACACCAGCUGUGACGAUGUGGAGAUUGAAAGCGAGUCGGUCAGUGAGAAAGGGGACAGUCAAAGGGGAAAAAGAGAAACUAUUGAGCAGGCACACAUCUUAUCAGAGGGACAAAAGAAAAUGGUUCGCUUUUGGGGCCACUCGUUGGAAGAGGAUGCCGAGUGGGGCGAGCCGCAGGUUAAAGACUCGGGCGUUGACACAUGCAGUAGCACAACGCUAAACGAGGAUCAUAGCCAUAGCGAGAAGCAUCCUGUCACGUGGCAACCGUCCAAAGACGGCGACCGUCUCAUCGGCCGCAUUUUGCUCAACAAGCGGCUCAAGGAUGGAAGCGUUCCCCGUGACUCCGGAGCUCUUCUGGGCCUAAAAGUUGUUGGAGGAAAAAUGACUGAGUCUGGUAGACUUUGUGCAUUCAUCACUAAAGUAAGGAAAGGCAGUUUAGCAGACACUGUUGGACAUCUUCGACCAGGCGAUCAGGUCUUGGAGUGGAACGGGAGAAACUUACAAGGAGCCACAUUUAAAGAAGUUUACAAUAUCAUAUUUGAAUCCAAGCCAGAGCCUCAGGUGGAACUGGUGGUGUCUCGACCCAUCGGAGACAUCCCCAGGAUACCAGACAGCACACACACACAACUGGAGUCGAGUUCCAGUUCAUUUGAGUCACAGAAGAUGGACCGGCCAUCCAUAUCAAUCACGUCUCCCAUGAGCCCCAGCAUGCUGCGAGACGCACCACAGUACUUAUCCGGACAGCUCUCUAGCCAAAGCCUUAGUAGGAGAAUAGAGCCUUUUAACCCUAGGGUUCAGGUUAAACUCUGGUACGAUAAAGUGGGCCACCAGCUCAUUGUCACCAUCCUGGGAGCCAAGGACCUGCCGUUGCGUGACGACGGACGACCGAGGAACCCAUACGUCAAAAUCUACUUCCUCCCAGACCGAAGUCUGAAUUAUUGUUCCUCCAGUGACAAAAGCAAGAGGAGAACUAAAACGGUAAAGAAGUCGUUAGAGCCCAAAUGGAACCAGACAUUCAUGUAUUCGCCAGUUCAUCGGCGUGAGUUUCGCGAGCGCAUGCUGGAGAUUACGCUGUGGGACCAGGCGCGAGUGCGCGAGGAGGAGAGCGAAUUCCUCGGAGAGAUUCUGAUCGAGCUGGAGACCGCGCUGAUGGACGACGAGCCGCACUGGUACAAGCUGCAAAUGCAUGACGUCUCUUCGAUGCCUCUUCCCAAGAGUUCGCCCUACCUUCAGAGGAGAACGAUGCAUGGAGACAGUCCCACUCGCAGACUACAGACUCACGGCUCGUAUUCGUACAAUUCAGGAUCUCACAGGAUCAGUGACAGCGAGAUCUCUGAUUAUGACGGUGAGGAUGGCGUGGGAGUCAUUUCAGACUACAGGCAAAAUGGGCGGGAUCUCCAAAGCUCCACCCUCUCUGUACCCGAGCAGGUCCUGUCAUCCAAUCACUGCUCACGGUCGGCGGAUAUUAACCGAGCGCGCUCACGAUCACCCAGCGUUCCCCCUCCUCAGAGUCAUUUUCUCACCCUACCUCGAACGAGACACAGUCAGCCUGUUCAUCAUCAGCAGAUGGAACUCAGGAAUUACAGCAUGCAGGACAGGCGCGAAAUGGAACGGCCCAUGUACACGCGCUCACGUUCCACCGAGCGGCCCCCUGAUGCCCAUCACAUGAGAUCGUCCAUGCCCACGCUGUCAUCCGGACACUCUGCGCCACCCUCGCCUGCCUUAACGAGGGCACACCCCCGCAGUGGAUCAGUCCAAACCAGUCCUACUAGCACGCCCAUGAACAACAGGAGAGGACGACAGCUACCACAACUGCCCUCAAAGGGGACGUUAGACAGAAAAGGCGGACGAGAAGACAUUGAGCCUGGUCAAGUAGACAGAGAGAAAACAAGUCCAGAGAACAGAGACGAAGGUGCUAUGGACAUGGAGGAGAGGACACGGCAGAUGAAGCUGAAGGUGGACAAGUACAAGCAGGGAACAGGUUCUGACUCCCGCCUGGAGCAAGACCACCGCUCAAAGCAUUCCGGCAGGGACGGGAAGCUCGGGAUGGACAAUCUCUCGGCCAAAUCUUCCGACAGUGACAUGAGCGACGUGUCCGCUGUGUCGAGAAGCAGCAGUGCUUCUCGCUUCAGCAGCGCUAGCUACAUGUCUGUUCAGUCGGAGCGGCCUCGAGGCAACCGCAAGAUCAGCAAAGCGAUGCAGGGGCGGAGCUUCUCCCAGGAGGGGGAUGAACUCUCUAGCGAGGUGUUACAUGAGGUGGAGGAGGAGGGAGGGGUGGGCAAUGGUUGUGGGAGCAGUCGAAAGGCAAAGACGUAUAGACUAGAUAGAGAGGCGGAGUCUAUUGAGGAAGCGGACCAGAGGAGGUUCUCAGACAAUGACCUCAGCGACUUUGCAUCCAAAAUGAAAAACAGGCAAAUGGGCACGACGAGUGUAACCAAUCUGACCAAGAGCACUAGCAUCGGUGGGGAUAUGUGCAGCCUGGAGAAGACCGAUGGCAGCCAAUCGGACACGGCUGUGGGCAUAGUGGGAGGAAACCUCAAGAAACGGCGCUCGAGCAUCGGGGCAAAGAUGGCCGCCGUGGUGGGCAUGUCCCGCAAGAGCCGCAGCACCUCACAACUCAGCCAAACAGCAGGAGGAAAGAAGCUGCGCAGCACCGUUCAGAGAAGCACUGAAACAGGCCUGGCUGUGGAGAUGAGGAGCAGGAUGACGCGACAGGCCAGCCGCGAGUCAACCGACGGCAGUAUGAACAGCUUCAGCUCUGAGGGGAACCUGAUCUUUCCCGGAGUGCGACUAUCAGCAGACAGCCAGUUCAGCGACUUCCUGGAUGGACUAGGCCCCGCCCAGUUAGUAGGCCGACAGACUUUGGCUACACCUUCCAUGGGCGACAUUCAAAUCGGAAUGGUAGAGAAGAAAGGAGCUCUGGAGGUAGAGAUCAUUCGGGCCAGAGGCCUUGUGGGUAAACCAGGAUCUAAGGCACUGCCAGCCCCUUAUGUGAAGGUGUACUUGCUGGAGAACGGAGCAUGUGUAGCCAAAAAGAAAACAAAAGUAGCACGCAAAACCUUGGACCCUCUUUAUCAGCAGCAGCUGUGCUUCGAAGAGAGUCCAGGGGGAAAAGUCUUACAGGUCAUUGUGUGGGGAGAUUAUGGACGAAUGGACCACAAAUCCUUUAUGGGCGCCGUUCAAAUACUUUUAGACGAGCUGGACUUGUCCAACAUGGUGAUUGGCUGGUUUAAGCUCUUCCCCCCAUCCUCCCUGGUGGACCCGACGCUUGCUCCUCUGACUCGAAGAGCAUCACAGACCUCCCUGGACAGCAGCUCUGUGCCGUUCAGCCGCUCGUAGCACACCGCUAAUGACUAGCGUGGUUGUUGUAGCAUCAUCCAUCAUCCCAGUGGUGGGAGAUUUUGAGAUUUGAGGCCAGUUGCUGCCCCUCCCCAGUAACACACACUGCAUGCUUGGUGUCGUCUUCUGAGCCUGUUUCUUAGGGGUGAAAUCGGUCCUGUGUUUGCUCGCAAAUAUAAAGAAAUAAAUAAAUCAAAGAUGAUAAUACUAAUAAAAGAUAAAUAAACCUAAAGCCUCGCACAUGUUGAGCAUGGAGACCGACCCCUACAAUCGGGGAACAGCCAGAUGAAGGAAAUGGACCUGUUUUUUUGUCCUUUUCAAAGCCAUGGGGUUCUACACAAAGCCCUUAUUAUUGCUCAUUUGUUUCUCUUCCAUUACCGUUCAUUGUUCAUUUGUAUGUGAACGGAUGAAGAGCGUUACUCUUAAACGGGUCAUGCCAUUUAUUCAGACCCAGAGUUUGUCAUAUGGAAAUAAGUUCGUAUUAAACUGUCUGCACUCCCCAGAUAUGCACACGAUCGCAAGCAAGACUGUUUAUAGAAAAAAAAAAUUUUUUUUGUAAAAAAGAACAAACAAACAAAAAAAAAAUCGCAAUACUGAGAAGGAUAUUAUCAACAGAAAAGAGACGCUUCGAGAUUCCCCGGAUGAACGCUUUGGAGCGGAAUGAUAUUUCUGUCGAUGUAUGAAAUUUCAAAGGGACUCUUUUUUUUUUUUUUCCUUUUGCAUGGACACAAAAUUUAGCUGAUCUUAAAGAAACAAAUAUUUUCAUGAGAUUGCAACUUGGGAAAAAAAAAAAAGGAAAAUGAAAAAAAAUAUACACAGUUGAAACAGAUCAGCCAUUUUUUGAAAAUUUCUAUUAUUUUUAAAAAAGAAAUUUCACUAGUGCAUGGUUUUCAUGGGGAGUAAAUGCAAAGGUGUGGUUUAAAAAAAAAAUAGGAAUCCUGUUUUAUUAUCCUGAAGCCCGUGCUAGGGUCUAUACUGUAUUUUUACGGACAUUACAUUUAAAUAAGGACUAUAGAAAUUAUUUACAGGGAGAAAAAAAAACUUCAUGUGACGCAAAGAAAAUGAAAAAUGUAUUAUUUAUGUCAUUGAUAAAGGAGAUCAGAGAUCAUGUGCAAAUUGUACACGUUUCUUUUUCUCUCUUGUCCCAGGGUAACUCUUGCUGCUCUUGUCAGAUUUUCCCCACCGUUCCCACAUUUACGCAGGGGUGAUCAGUCUUGCCUUUUUGUACUCUAUUUGGACUCGAUUAGAUUUAACAAGCAUGUUGAGAUGGAUUUUCUGCAACAUGGCUUGGGCACAAUGAGCAGUAACAGCAUGUUUUGAUAAAAAUUUGGAAAGGAAAAAAAAAAAUAUAUAUAUAUAUAUAUAUAUAUAUAUAUAUAUAUAUAUAUAUAUAUAUAUAUAUAUAUAUAUAUAUCUAUAUUAUUUCUUGUACAGUGCAUGUUCACUACGUUUCUUUGGUCCCUGAUUGAAUUUUAGGAGAAUUUGGCUGGGUUUGAAUAAAACAUUCCACCAAUUUUGUCCAAUUUUGUUUUUAAAAAAAACAAACAAAAAAAGAUGGGAAUUUUAUAUCCUGGAAACAAAGAUAUUCUCUCCCAGUAUUCAGGAUGAAAUGAUCCCACGAUUCAUUUACAAAUGGUUUCCUGCAUCUCAUGGACAGUUUCAGUAUUGCGUAGUGCAGUUUUACACACAUGACCCUGGAACUGGGACAACAUGGACUUUCGCAUGACAUGAAAACUUGCCAUGAUAGAAAAUAGAUUUCUAUUACUAGAUUUUUGUCUUUUUGCUUAGUUUCCAGAAAGUUCCUUUAAUAUAUUUUUGUUAAUUUAUUUACAAGCCAAUGCCAGAUAAUCUUUUUUUUUUUUUUCUAUUUUGGUGAUUAUCAAAACUUUGAGAUAAUUCUUCUAGGUAUAAUGUCAGAAUGGAGUUACAUUGAGACAUUAUUCCUCUUCCAUGUAAAGUGAAAUCUAUUUUGGUGUUCAUUCAGUAUCUUUACUUUUCACUAUUGAGCUAUGUAUAGUUUCUCUCUGAUUUGAAAAUUGUAUAUAUUAUAUGUCAUAAGUUAUGGAAUUUGGAUUUAAAGAAAAAAAAUAAGCAGACAUCUAUAGAUAAGAUCGCAUGGAAUUGGGAUAAUGUCUCAGUCAAAUGUAAGACAUGUUACACCCUCUUUGAAUGCCUUUUCUUUUUUUUUUCUGGUACAAUGUGUUCAUGCCAAGGCUAUGUCUUGGUUAAGUAUGGUUGAGUACAGAGAUUUAUGUAAGUUAUUUUUCAAAUUAAACAAUAAAAAAGGGAUAUUACACUGAA
Messenger RNA from Tachysurus fulvidraco (yellow catfish), 7339 nucleotides. It is a transcript of the gene rims2a, whose product is annotated as regulating synaptic membrane exocytosis 2a. Gene Ontology annotation, molecular function: transmembrane transporter binding; small GTPase binding. NCBI's taxonomy places the organism in Eukaryota, Metazoa, Chordata, Actinopteri, Siluriformes, Bagridae. Gene Ontology annotation, biological process: regulation of synaptic plasticity; regulation of membrane potential; positive regulation of synaptic transmission. Gene Ontology annotation, cellular component: cytoskeleton of presynaptic active zone; presynaptic membrane. The record is from RefSeq and is a predicted model, not a curated record. The transcript is spliced from 35 exons. The coding region runs from base 299 to 5038 and encodes 1579 amino acids.